Molecule: messenger RNA, 4906 nt
Organism: Alligator mississippiensis (American alligator)
Lineage: Eukaryota; Metazoa; Chordata; Crocodylia; Alligatoridae
Gene: CLIC4
Product: chloride intracellular channel 4
Exons: 6
Coding region: 64-825 (253 amino acids)
Source: RefSeq, a predicted model, not a curated record
CCCGCCGGCGGCUAGCGCCGCCGCCCGCAGUCGCUGUCCGGGCGGGCGUGGGAGCAGAGCAGCAUGGCGUUGUCGGUGCCGGUGAACGGGCUGGAGGACGGCGACAAGGAGCCGCUCAUCGAGCUCUUCGUCAAGGCUGGAAGUGAUGGUGAGAGCAUAGGGAACUGUCCUUUUUCACAGAGACUCUUCAUGAUUCUGUGGCUCAAGGGAGUGGUAUUUAGUGUCACAACAGUUGACUUGAAGAGGAAACCAGCAGAUCUUCAGAACUUGGCUCCAGGGACGCAUCCACCCUUUAUUACUUACAAUGGUGAAGUGAAAACAGAUGUGAACAAGAUUGAAGAGUUCCUUGAAGAAGUCUUGAGUCCACCCAAGUACUUAAAGCUUUCACCAAAACACCCAGAAUCAAACACUGCAGGAAUGGACAUCUUUGCCAAAUUUUCUGCAUUUAUCAAGAAUUCCAGACCAGAAACUAAUGAAGCCUUGGAGCGUGGUCUCUUGAAAACUCUGCAAAAACUGGAUGAGUACCUGAACUCUCCUCUUCCCGAUGAGAUAGAUGAGAACAGUAUGGAAGAUAUCACUGUUUCUACUCGCAAGUUUUUGGAUGGCAAUGAGAUGACAUUAGCUGACUGCAACCUGCUGCCUAAACUACACAUCGUCAAGGUUGUAGCCAAAAAAUAUCGCAACUUUGAUAUUCCCAAGGAAAUGACGGGGAUUUGGAGAUACCUGACCAAUGCCUAUAGCAGGGAUGAAUUCACCAACACCUGUCCUGGAGAAAAAGAGAUUGAAAUAGCUUACAGUGAUGUAGCCAAGAGACUCACUAAGUAAAUGGCCCUUGCAAGAGAGAUGAUUUCUUACAUAUUCCAUAACAAUGCUUCUAACAGACUGCUCUUUUCAUAUAAAAUAGCAAUUUAUUUUGCAUGAAUUGGCGGUUAUUCAAAGUUAUGACGGAUAGACCAGGUACAGUAAUUACCUAAAAUUUGCAAACUUUUUAGUUUUGAAGCUAGUUUUUCUUCAGCAGCAAGUCUGAAAAUGAAUACAGUUUAUUUAAUGUUGCAUUGGGAUAACUCUAGACUCUCUGACAUGAGGGAUUACUUUUGCCCUGUUGCUUUCAUUUAAUUGUAGAUAAACUUGAAAACAUUUGGUCCUUGCCUAUGAAGAGAAACUUUGGGGUUUAUUGAUUGGUUCAGGAUGCUCUUUCUUAUGGUACAAGGAAUAUUUAUGUAUGUUGGAAUUUACUGCUUUUCAGAAGUUCUCCUCAUAACUGUUUAUCUUGUCUGCAGCAUAUUGAACUGUACCUGUUUGUCUAUCCCAGCUGUACACAAGGGGAUCUUAUUACUCAAAAGAGCCUUUUGCAGAAACUUGACAACUGUUUUUCAACAAAAGGGGGGAAAAUUAAACUGUCGAAUUAAACCAUGUAAAUGAACCCAGUCAGGCUCCCUGGAUUUGAAUGCCCUGCACUUCUGGGGAGUUCAGAUCUAGGUCUGGAUACUAUCCAGGGGAGCCUCACUCCUGCUGCAGUUGACCAUGCUUAUCUACAGGCUUUCUGAAGCUGGAUGAAUGUUAGAAGUGGCUUGUUCCUCAGUGAUGACCUGAAUUUGGCUGCUCAAAAUUUACUUUUGAGCCGUUGGUCAGGAUGUCAUUCUAACUAGCAAACCAAAAGAGCUAGGAACUUGCUAUCAGUUCAUUUAAGAACUGCAAGUGGCUUUCUUUGCAGUAGUUAAGAACCUUUUGUUCUGUGCAAGUCUUUCAGGCAAUAUUUACCUAGGAAAACUGCUCUCAUAAAUUGUGUAAACUUCUAAGGUUCUAAUGGACAAAUAGCUACUGUAUGUGAUGAAUAGUAGUGCAAUGAUUAGCAAUGCCAGACUGAACCAUUGCAGCAGUUAAAGUAGGGAUCUUGCUAGGAACUCUAUUAGAAAUUUUUCUGAAGCUUGUUGAAGUGACCUUUAAAAAGAAUAUUUGCCUUAAUGUACAAUAUGCAUUUUUACUGAAGGGGGGAAAAAAACCCUUCAUUGAUUUUAGUUUUUAAAAGAAAUGGUGCACAAAGUUCCAGCAACUUAAACCUAGAUUUAUCCCUUUACUGUCACUGACCUAUGUACCUGGACUGCGAUUUUAUAUAAACGUUAAUCAUUGCACUUCUAUACAUUGAGUCUUUCUCCAGCAACACUGAGGAAUAGCACUGCAUUUUUUUUAAAGUGAUUUUCUAAACUGGGGAAUGGUUUUCUUGCUUAAAACAAAACAAAGUUUUGAUGCAUGUAAUAAACUACUAUCUAAUUUUUAAAGGGUCAACAGACACUACUCCAAAGAACAUUAGAGAUAUAAGCCUAUUUUUUUGUAAUGAUACUUUUUUUUAUAUUUAACUGAUUUUUAGACGUCUGGAAAGUGCUAUUCCUUCUAGGUUUUUUUGGAAAUAAUUAACAUAUUGCAAUAACAUUAAAAAUGCUCACAUAAACCUACUUUUAUACACUAACUUUUUGGUAAGCACUGGCUUGAUGACAAACAGCCAAACUUUUCUAAGCAUCCUGCUUUUGCUACUUUAUAUACUCAUAAAGUUAGCUUGAAAUAGGAAGUGAUAGAGUAAAAAUUCCAUAUUUGUAUACAUGGCUUGUGGUGCCUUUGUCUUGCCUUCCUAGGACUAGAAUUCCAAUACAGUAACAGCUCAGAGUUGUUACCAGUCUUGUCAGAGACAGUUGAUAUGCUUAAACCUUAUUAUGUAUAUUACAAAAGUGUUCAGGCAUGUGAAAGGAAAUACUACAGAGCAGCCUGGGUAGAAAUAAUUUAAUUGUAGCCUUUCUAGAUUUAUUGUAUCCUAACUGCACGUUCGCACCAUGAAUAAAGUUUGUUUCAGCAGUAAUAAUCCUCUUAGGGGUUUAGUGUUUGCCAGUGUGACAUCCAGAGAAGGGAAUGAUUUUCAUUUUGCCAGGUUAAAAUAUGGGUUGGUUUAUAUUGAAACAACAAGCUGGUAUGUACAGCAGAAUGGAAGCUUAUUGAUGGGGUGCUUUUUGUCACUGUAUAGUUCUUAAAAAUGGAAAAUGGGGAGCAAUUUAGGUGGAUGUGAUCUAGUCCAGAGAAGGCCUUAAAUCAAGGUGGUAAUCUUAAAUUGUUUGAAGCUUAAUUGAGAGAUUGGACCCUAUUUUCUAACUAAUUAGCGCUUGUUAUAUACACAAUUGAUAUAAUCGGGUAAGCAUAUGCACGUGAUCACAAAACACAUUUUCAUGCAGUAAUCCAUUUGCUGUUUUAAUUGUGCUCACAUAAUUAAGAUCAGACGUACAGUUUUCAUGCCUAAUUUGUCAGAGUAUAAACCAGCCAUGCUUUAUAACUUUUCUCAAAUCUUUCUGGUCAAUCCUCAAACUAUGGAUGUCCAAUAUAAUAUACUAUAAUUAAUUUUAAAAGUUAUGGCUAAAAGCUUAGAAACAGCUUUAAAGCUCUUGCUGUCUUUGGCAUUCACUAAUGUAUUUCUUAUUACAGUGAAGUGAGUUAUUGAUCAUCAGGGACCCUUUCCCUUGUAGGCCCAGUUCACGCAAGGACCAGGUUAGUAGUAACAAAGGACUUCGCUACGUUUCUAAUUUCCUGGUAGAUGCAUAUCUACGUCAUGGUGCAUCACGAGUACCAGCCUGCUUGUUGGUGACUUCAGCAUAGAGACCAAGAAUGUAAUGGGAGAUGGAGCAUCUUUAACUUCCAGACGUGAUCUCUUCAGGUUAGAACAGUGCAGUGUUGAGGGGUGGUAUAUUGAAGUGCUAGCUGCCUGUGCUAGAUGGGUUUUUUGGAUAGGUCAUUUUAAUCUGGCUUCAAUCAUCAGCACUGUAUUAUUUAAAGGUCCUUUCACAGCCAUGUAAAUUCUUGGCUUCUGCCAACGUGUUUACAAAUCUGAUCUUUGAAAGUUACAACUCAGUGCAUUUUAAACAGCAACCACUCUGCCCCCUGUUUAAUUUUAACUGAUGCUCCUAGCCCCUUCUACGACUUCUAAGGAGUAACUGCUGUUUUUUGACUAGGCAUUCCAGUUUGUAAGUUGGCUGCAUGCAUUGGCAUGCUGAAUACUUCGUUUUCAAUCUGAAAUAUUGUAUACUCCCAUUAAAACAUGAUUAUGCAUGUUCCAUAACCCUUAUUAAUGGGAAACCUGCUGUUUUCUCCCUACCCUCUUUGGUGAAAGAACAGAUAUCAUGUAGACUACACACAUUUAACAAAGCCUUUUUGAAAAAGCUUCCUAUGUAGUACAGAACUGCAUGUUGAAAAAGAUGCGUGUGAACUCUUUGAGUGAUUUCGUGCACUCCAAAACUUUCCUAUGCAUCUAUUGUUUGUUGACGCUGUGAAUGUCCCAUGUGGAAUGCUAUAGACAUGUAGUUUGCACAUUCACAUUUUCCCAUAAAAUUGAUGUUUUUCUGGAAUGGGCAUGUCUAAACCAAUUGAACUUGAUAAGAGAGAUUUAAUCAACUUUUUAUGCUGAAGUAGCAGAUUAGUUUUUCAUAUCAAAGGAACACAGACAAAUGAACAAACGAUAUCUUGAGCCAAACCCUCUGAUUCGUAUCUCCAGGCAAACCAAAUGCUGGCUAAGUACAGUCAAUUUACAUGCUUCAACUUACAUACUGUUCAGAUCAUUAUUCAGAUAUGUCAAAUGAAUAUCUUCACAAUUUAGACUUUAUCUCAAAUUAAAAACAUUUUAACCCCAUCAAGAUUUUGUGCCACUAAUUGUUACAUUUUGUGUACGGGGAAUGGUGGAGCAGGACAGAGUAUAAACUCUAGGGACAGGACAGCUGGAAUUGGAGCUGUAUUGAGGAAAUACUUGAAGAGUCGAUACAAAUUAUUGUAGUAAGCUUAUCUUUCACUCUCUGGAACAUCUUUUACAGGUAUACCGGUAUACUGCUGGCAGCUAUUGUUUAAAAAAAAAUAAAAUUUAUAUUUUCACUAUCAA